ACACUUGUCAUGGUCAUGACUUCUCUUAUUAAUCUUGUUACUUUUUUGUGGAUUUUUUGUUUAACUCAGGUUGUUACUUGUGGUAAUUUUCCCCUUGAGUCCUCCUUUCAAAAAGUCCCUAGAUGUGUCUACACAUCUACUAGCUUGUAUGAGUACAGGGGAUGGGACUCAAAGCCUGCCAAUCCUACGCACCGCCGCUUUACAUGGGGACUCAGGUCUUUGGAGAGACAUGUGGUCGACUUUUACAUCUCAGAUUUUCAGUCUGGUUUACGAGCAUUGGUCAAAGCUGGCUAUGGAGCAAGAGUCACUCCGUAUGUGGAUGAAACUAUUGUGGCUGACAUCAAUCAGAACAACAGGGAAUUAUCUCCUGAAUUCAUGCGAUGGCUGGGGCAGAGAAACCUUUCUAGCGAUGAUCGCAUCAUGCGGAUGACAGAAGGGUACAUAAAAGAAGGGAGCACAGUGAGUGUAAUGGGAGUGGUCCAACGAAAUGAGAAUGUACUCAUGAUUGUCCCUCCUUCAGAGCCUUUCUCCACCGGUUGCCAAUGGGCCAAAUGCCUCUUCCCCGCAAGUCUUGAUGGGAUUGUUUUGAGAUGCGAGGACAACUCCAAAGCAGAUGUCAUACCGGUCUAGCUUCUAUCCACAAACCCACUCUCUCUCUUUCUCUCUCAGUUUUGGUGCAGUACAAGGGCACCUGCUUAACUUUGGAGUUCAAAUGGGAUCUAGUGCAUUUGUGCUUUAACCAUCCUCCUCCCUCUCUCUCUCUCUCUCUCUCUCUCUCUCUCACAUGUUUGUGUGCGUAUGUAUGGAGUUCGAUAUCCACUAGUUAGUUUCUAUAAAUUUUACUUGUGGACUUUCCUUGAAUCAUGUUUGAUUAUGAAGGAAAGAUCCUGCUGUUAACUACUGUAUAAUUUUUGGACAGGUUUGACAGUUGAGUUGAAGAUUCCCCCCAAAUCUCUUGGGGUUUAUUCCUUGUAUAACAAUGGCAUCUUAUUUUUGAAAGUUUUCUUGUGAUUUGAUGUGUCUUGCACAUGCUUAUUGUGGUAAACUGCUUUGAUAUGACAUUGUGGCAAUAUAAUAUUGAGUUGGAUUCCUGA
Molecule: messenger RNA, 1094 nt
Organism: Amborella trichopoda
Lineage: Eukaryota; Viridiplantae; Streptophyta; Magnoliopsida; Amborellales; Amborellaceae
Source: RefSeq, a predicted model, not a curated record